GGAGUUCCUGAGGGUGCAGGGAGGGGAGAAGAUAGCCAUAGCACGGGAUGCUCCAAAAACCACUGCUGGUGACACAGCUGGCGUACUGGCUGCUGGGGAAAGCUCUGUGCAGAGGCACUGGCUGCUCCAAAACAUCUUGGUCUCAAGUGCUCAGGUGACAUGGGGCACCUCACCUCUUUCCGGGUGCACACAAGGGACUAGGCGGAUAGAGGCAGGUAAGAGGAAUCUACAUCCCAGGAGACAAGAGCUGGUUGCUAUUACAGCCCCUCCAGCUAUAAAAUGUCAUAAACCACCAGGGCCUGAACUGACAGGCAGAGACACGCUGUGCAGAGGGAACCCCAAGGAAAAGGGAAAACAGAUUUCUCCACAGUUCCCACAGUGGCAAAGCUGGCAACGUUGCUGCUAUGAAACCCUUUUGAUUCCCAUGGCUCAUGUUCUGCUUCACUGCUGUUGACAGAAAAUCAGCCCUAGGCUCUGGCAGGAGGGAAGAGAUGAGCACAGGAGGGUCUGCAGCUCAGGAGUCUCAGCAGUGAGCUUGAGCAUGGAUUUCAGCUGGUAGAGGAGGAGGAGAAGGAGGAAGAGAAGGAGUGUGCCCAAUGCGUGGCAGAGAGAUGGUGACAGCCAGGCCCUGCAGGAGGGAGCUGUAAAAGAUGAAUCUCAAGCGCUUGUUGCUUCUCAUUCCCUUUCCCAUGCCUGGUUUCUCUGCGGGGCUUCAGAGCCACUCAGCCAAGCAGCCAGAGCAGGGCUGGCAGUGGCAGGAGCAGGGACGUGGGGUUUGUGCCGACAGAGGAGAGGCAAGCGCUGGGGGGAGAGCGGCCGCUAGCUUUGCUGCUCAAAGCUUAAUGCCCUAAGAGCCCAGCUGACUCCUGCUCAGAAGCAAAGGGAAAGCACAAGCACUCGGGACAGCCGGGCACCCGACGAUGCUGCGUUUCCCCAAACCAUGAUGGGACAAAGGUUCAGGAAAUGCAUCACCCUUUGCCUGCUGCCCUGGAGCUGCCUGAGUUUUGCCUGGAGUGGUGCCGCUGGGACUGGGACCAUCUCGCCUGGAGCAGGACACGUCAGAAAGGGGCUGCCCAAAGACGCUGCCAACGGGACGUACGUGCACAGCAACAUCUCAGCACUGUGCACGGCUCUUGCCCCUCCACGCUAUGGAUACUACUACGUGGACAGAGGCUCAGGCAUCUCCUUGGGCUCAGUCCUUGUGUAUUGGUGCCAGGAGGGGUACCAGCUGGUGGGCAGUGAGAGGCUCUCCUGCCUCCGCCGGGAGAGCAUCUCAUCCUGGAGCCACCCCCCGCCCCACUGCCAGGCCGCCCCGCAGCCCCCGGGUCCCGGCUCCCGCGCUGCGGUGGCCGCUUCGCUGCUGAGCGGAGCCAUCAUCCUGGCUCUGUCCAUCUCAUUCGCCGUCUGCUGCUGGCGGGAGAGGGCGAGGAGGAGCCGCGGGGGACAGCAGCAUAGGAGAAAAGUCAGAGGAGGACGGAAACGCAACCCCUCCACCCCUGAGAGGGGCAGGAACGCUUUUGGGAGGCUGAAGCACUACCACCGGCGCGACUACCACCUCUCCGCCCUCUCCAGCUCCGUGUUCCCGGGGGCCUUCGCAGGCUGCAAUAACCUGGCUUUCCAAAGGAGCUCCGAAAACCCGCCAAAGCUUCCCCUGCAGAGCUGGCACCCCAAAGCACAGGUCUUGCCCCAGCUGGUGUUCCAGCCAGGUUCAUCGCCCAUCACCGCCCUGCCCAGCCAGCCGCCCCACAGCCUGCUGCUGCCUGACAUGCCCUGCCCUGCCGACCUCCCCGGGGACCUGCUCCCUCUCUACUACAGAAGCCAUGAGGAACAUAAGCUCUUCACCAAGUUCAAGAGGCCAGUUUGAAAGUUUAAACUGCCAUUCAACUUUUUUUUCCUUUUUUUUUUUUAAACACCAUCAAUUCCUUAAAACUCUGCAGAGCCUCAAGAAAGAAUUUCACAAGAACCAAUUACUUCACCUGGGCUUUCAAACAGAGAAAAUUUGACACUUCAUGUUGAAAGGCUUUUUUAAUAUAAUCCCUUUAUUUCCAUCCCCAUGUCUAGAAGCGCACAUUUCAAACAGGAGUUCCGGGGUUAAAAGCUUCUUAAUUGAUCAUUUUGGUGAGAGGCAUAAGGCCAAGUUUGAGCAGCUCCAGCUUAACCUACAGACUGAGCAUGUGCAGACUUUCAGGUUUUAAACACAAGAGUCUGAUUUUCUCUUAGUGGCUCUUUUAAAGGCUGAAAGACAGCCAGUUACCAAGAACAAGGAAUCUAUGUCAUUAGAUAAUUGGAAGCAUUUACAAUUCAUUGCACUUGAAUGUAGGCUGAGAUUUAAAGAUUUGUUGUUGUUGUUCAGAACUUGAUAUAUCCUCCCAUUUCUACACAGACAACCUUAGACUUGCAAGGUGCAGUGACAAGCAUGCAAAGGCAGCCAGUCAGGAGGAAAACAGGAUCUGUAUCUUUAAUACAAAGGACCUAGCACAUUUAAAAACAAAACAAAAACAAAACAAAAAACACAAACCAAACGAAAACACGCAAAUAACACCACCACCCCAUAAAAACCCCCAAACAAACAAAACCCACAAACCAGCAAACCCUUGGGUUAUUUAAUCCCUUCUCUCUGCAUCAGAAAUUCACAUCAGGUACACCGGGACCUACAGCAGUGCCCCAAGAGCUCGCCUAAGCACGAUAAUUUGCAUUCAGAAAGCAAUGACACCAAUAUUCCUGUCCAGGAUUUCCUGGGUGGAAAUACAGGGAUGUGUUCCAUGCAGCACCUGGCCAAGCAGCUUCAGGACACCUCGGCCCCUGUUUGCACAGCAGGACAUACCUACACCUGCAUAGCACACCUGGCGCAGUCUGGGCACGCAGGGCUCGCUGAGUAACAUGGCAUCACAUGUGCACAGAGAAGCUGUUUGCAUCUCACGAGGUGUUAUGGUGUUAGUCAGAAGAGGUGUUGGCAGCCCCAAAAGCUACUGCACACAUGGGGUGGGGAGUAAGAAUGAGCAGCCAGGACGUGAACCCUCAGCAUCACCUGCCAUCCAGUGCCCAAGGAUGCAAACUGCGAUACUCAGACAAUCUUGCUACAAAGGCCGUGAGUUUCAGUUUGCUGACUUCUUUCCUUGAAAUGAGAUGCAAAUGUUGACAGAAAUGAAGCCUUACAAGAUGCAAGGUAGCACAUCUUUGCGAUAAGUCGAGACCUGCUAGUGGAUGUCUGGGAACCAUGGCUGCUUCUCCGUGGAAAGAAGGCUAAGGACACUUUUUCCUAUUCAUCAUCAUAAUAAUAAUAAAGGAAUCUUUCCCUAUUCCA
This is a messenger RNA of Columba livia (rock pigeon), 3304 nucleotides long. RefSeq names its product sushi domain-containing protein 3-like. The transcript has 5 exons. The record is from RefSeq and is a predicted model, not a curated record. Bases 941 to 1864 code for a protein of 307 amino acids. Lineage: Eukaryota; Metazoa; Chordata; Aves; Columbiformes; Columbidae.